GUUCGCUUGACUGCUAUUCAUUGCCUUCUCUCGCUCGCCGAUCCAUUUGUUAGGGUUGGCCGGUCACCCCUUUUGAACCACUUGGGCUCAUCAAGGGUCCCGGCCAGGCCCUGCAAUAUGACGCUAGAUGGCCACACAACAGCAGAUUCCCUGCCCUCAAGUAUAUCUCAGGCAGUCACUCCACGAUGGCCCCGCUAUUAAACAAAAUAUCUUUAGGACUAGCUGGUGUUUGAAUCCUUCGUCCUUAUGGCAGAUCUAGCGGCGAUUUUCUCAACGGUUUCUAGAGGCGCGAGGUUGGCGUUAGAGCUCAACGAGCUGGCCGCCACUACCCCGGAUGCCACCUACAACCUCCACAGAAUUGCUAAAUCUGUUAGCAACUUCUCUUUGACAGUCAAACAAGUUGGAACACUCAUCAAGGAAAAUGACCACCUGCCAUCCCUCGAAGCUAUCGAUGUUUUAGAAGACAUUCUCAACCAGUGCAAGGCUGUAUUCGUCGAGAUAAAGGCUAUUAUCCCGGCUGAAGGGGUCCAUAGCCAUCGCAGACAUGAUAGCUUUCAUUCACAAUCCCAAGACUUUAGGCCGAGUCCCUGUGCAAGUGCACGGCUAGUUUAUCUCCAGACGCAUCUUGAUGCCUUGAGAUCAACUCUGUCCGUCAUGAUGCAAACUCUUUACACAGCGGAGAGCGUUAUGUGGGCCAGGGUCCGACCAAUGAUUUCACCACAGCAAGAGGCACGAGCCGUAGCUAAUGAGAAAACACAAUUGGAGGCUCUAAUUAUCGAACAACAAAUGUCAUUGUUGUCAGCCUUGAGGGAAUAUGAAAGGUCGCGCCCGGAGGCGAGACUAUUAAUGGAGGACGACAGCUCUCAAAGCCUGGUUUCAAGAGAAGAGAAGGGCGGUUCACCAAAGCCCACGAAUCUCUUCUCAUAUCAAGAACACUCUCUCGUGGCCAUAGAUCCUUCGAGCAACCAAGAGGAAUGGCUUGCCGCAGUAUGCGCAAUAUCGAAGUCACAUCUCGAUCGCCUGUUGAAGGGAUGGACUCGGUUGCGCCAACUAGAAGAUAAAAUCUGCGAUGAGGAGCGGAGAACUGAAGCCCAGAAGAGAGAAACACAACAGCCGACUUGUGAAUCUGAUGGGAGCGAGGACCAAGUCGGAGCUUUACCCAAGUUCCGCCAUAACACAACCAGACUGGCGACACCGACACCGAAACGACCCACUGGUAUACAGCCGCUCUUUACCGAUGCUUCCACUUUACCUAUUCCAGUACCUGACUCAAAAAUUUUCCCUACUGCCCCCUUAUCGCCUGCCCCAUCAUAUGGGGUGUCUCCAAGAUCUUCGAGUAACUUACUACCCUCUCCUCAGCAUCCCACACACUCGCCAGUGUCCCCACAAUCGAGUAUCUCCAUUUUACCAAUCGAUGCUGCUGCCGCCGUCGAGGCUAAGGAUGCAGAUGACGACUUAGACCUAAAGAUUCCAUGGCGUUUAUGUUUACGCAGCCAUUACUGGGAGUACGUCGAUGGCAAGGUCACGAAAUCAAAUACUGAGAGGCUUACAUCCGACGCAUUUGGAGAUCGGAAUAGCCGGACUGAGAUACUUGCUUCGUGGGUGGAUAAAGAAGCAAUUAGAGAAGCAGGCUACAAGUACACGCAAGUUCAGAAAGAGCGUCGCGAUGGCCGCCGGACAAAGUUCGAGACUUGUUUUUGCAUUCAACAACCUUUGACGUUUUUGGAAGUCAAGCAUCUCGUCGAACGCACGGUAGAGAUCUACCGCCAAAAACAGCCAGCCUCCCCUCCUCCAAGACGUCGCUCAUCGUCCGAUCGCCCAUCGACACAUCAAUUCGUCCAGCCGGCUCAUGAUCGAGGCCGAACUCCGCUCGCGAACCAUCCACCAUUGGAAAGGUCAACCACUUCGUACCCUUUCCCACCCCAGGGCCCUCCCCUUGAUCGGUCAAACUCGAUGCCAGGUGCCAUACCAACCUAUCCAUCAUUUCCCAACCAGAAUCCCCACAAAUCGAGCAUUCAUUUACCUAUACCAACCGGUCCACAAUCCCCACAAGCUCCCCAGGCCCCGCAAGCUGGACCCUAUACUCCGCAAUCCCCUUACUUUCCCCAACCGCCACCAUAUAACCCCCAGACUUACAACCAACAAACAGCCGCUUACACUCCUCAAUCCGCACCCUUCGCCUCCCCACAAACGCUCUACCCCCUUUUCAGUCCAGCCUAUAACCCCACCACAGCCGGAGACUCUCGUCGAUCCUCAAACACAUACCCUCCAUCGCCGCUCCAACAAUCCCAAUCUCGUGCACGGGGUGAUCACUACUCGAGCACCUCGGCGACAUCGGAUUCAGACAGCGGGACACGGUCAAGGAGACAUAGGUCUCGCAGUCAACGCAGACAGUCUUCGGCGCACAGUCAUCGCAGUCACAAGAAGAAGGGACAUAGUACUGUGGGAACACUGGCAAAGGUGGGAGGGUUGGCGGCGUUGUUGGAUGGGAUUGUUGAUUUGGGCGUUUUGUAGCUUGGAUGGAGGUGUUACAAGGACUGUGGAAGGGUGUGUUAGAUGGACAUGGAGAAAGAUUGAUAUGGAUGGGGUGGGAGAUUUCGUGUUCUGUUUUGGGAGGAUUGGUUAGAGGGCGAUUUUUCUUGAUGCAGGAUUGAGGUUUUCUCGGGAAUGGGAGGUGAGGAUCUCAAAAUGGGAAACCGGCAAUAUUGAGAGGUACCGGAUAGUGUCGUGGCUACGAGAUCUGGUCGCAACGACAUUUGGCAAUGAGGUUAAAGGUGCUACAGUGUCAGAUACCCGAGAUGAGUCACGACCGUAAUGAUUGAGUUCGGAUUUGUCUAUUAACCGUACGCAUUUAGACUUAGCAACAGACUUAAGAUGGAG
This is a messenger RNA of Lindgomyces ingoldianus, 2880 nucleotides long. RefSeq lists its product as uncharacterized. The transcript is spliced from 3 exons. The coding region runs from base 247 to 2514 and encodes 755 amino acids. NCBI's taxonomy places the organism in Eukaryota, Fungi, Ascomycota, Dothideomycetes, Pleosporales, Lindgomycetaceae. The record is from RefSeq and is a predicted model, not a curated record.